AUGGUGCAAUUAGACUAUCUUUCUCACUAUGGACCAUCGAUUUGCGUUAAAUUCUUUGAAAGGUUUGUUUUAGCGGGAUAUGGACCUUUUAUACAUGUUUACGACUAUAAAACUGGCGAACUACUGAACAUCGCAAGAAUAUUUAAUAGAAAUAAGGUUCACGGCAUUUCAGUCAAAGGCGACCAUAUUUUGGCAUAUGGUGCACGAUCUUUGAGCGUAAUAACGAUACAAAACGUAUUGGAACAAAGAACGCUCAUCAAUUUCGAGAAAAACUGCCAUGAGUGGAUAAUAGACGCAGAAUUUAGCGCCAGCGGAGAGUCAAUAUUUCUUUUAACAAGCUAUAAUAAAGUCAUAUGUUGCAGUCUAGAUGGAACUGUUGAUGGUAUUAAGGCAGUGUUUGGGGAGCGUUCUAUACUCUAUUCUGGCUCCAUCAAGGUUUUUGAUGAUGAACGUGUUUAUGUCAAUGCCGGAACUGUGAUGGGCGGUGUAAUCAUCUGGGAUCUAUUUAGCGAAGAAAAGAUUUAUAACUUCACGGGACACGAAGGCUCUAUCUUCUAUGUUACUUUAAGUGAUGAUGGAAAGUACAUAGCCACCUGCUCCGAUGACCGCUCGAUUAAAUUAUGGAAUAUGGACACAGGCGAAUUAAUGUCUACAGCAUGGGGACAUACGGCUAGAAUCUGGAAUCUGCAGUUUUUUGAUAAUGAUAAAAAGCUUGUAAGUGUAUCUGAAGAUUGUACUUGUAGGGUAUGGGACAUUAUGGACAAUGGAGUUGUGAAGCAGAGAGAUGCCUAUGAGGUGCAUCUUACCAAAAACGUCUGGGGUGUUGAUGUUCAAAGCUCAGAAAUGAUAGCAGUGACCUCAGGAAAUGAUGGUACACUUAAGCUAACGGAUUUGAAGCCUUUGGACAGAAACGGUGACGAAGUUCAUGUUUUCUUGAGAAACGAUUUCGAAUUAGAUGGACUUAAGCUGGAAGUUGGCGAGAUUUUUAAGGGUUUCUUCUGGUUAAAAUUUGGAUUGAUAGCUGUUACCUCUCAUGGCCAGGUUUUGCGAUAUAAUCAAAUCACUAGUCGGUGGAACGCCGUCUUACAGGAUGAGAAACUUUCGAGCUACACCAUGACUAGUGGAGUUCAAGAUAUUGACACAGUAGUUUUUUGUAAUAAUAACUGCGAUCUUAUCUUGAUGAAGUUUCAGAGAGGAAAUGGUCAUUUACUUUCAAAAGUAUCCUUACAUGUGGAAGAAAUAUCUAAAUGUACAAAUUGUCUUGUUGCCUUCGAAGAGAAUAGGUUACUAGUGACACUAGAAUCGCCAAAACCAUCCGACAACUUCCUCUGUUUACAGUUCGACGUUGAUAGUCUUGAAAUGUGCAACAAAUAUCAAUGGAAGAAGCCUUCUGGUUUUUUCUCAAGUUCUCUGUGUGUAUGGAACGAUUAUCUGAUUGUUGGGUCUAAACUGGGAUCUAUGUUUGUUUUCACAUUUUCAAACCCCCAAUACGAUGCAUUAAUGCUGCGCCGACUUUGCCCUGGAGACACUAUUACCUCCGUCAAAUUUGUGGAAACUUUGCCCAAUGGGGAGUCAUUGUUUUCUAUUACUAACAGAGAUGGUUAUUAUCUGUUUCUCUCAAUCAAUGUUCCUGAGCGCAGAUACAAAAUUGUUCACUCGAAUAAAAUUUCAAAGGGCUUCUUAGAGGGUGCUUUUUAUAAUGAAGAUGGAGAUUAUAUCGUCUACGGAUUCAAAUCAGAUCACUUUUAUAUGUUUAACGAAACGAAACAAUUUGAAAUAAUGAGUGAACUUUGUGGAGGUGCUCAUCGUCAAUGGAAGCUAUUCAAAAACUUCAUCCCCGGUGAGUAUGUCUUGGUAUAUGUGAAGGCGGGAAAUAUACAUCUUAGAAGAGUACACCAGCGAAAUAUUCCUCAGACGCUUGUGGAUGGAACUCAUGGCAGGGAAAUUCGUGAUCUCUCGAUUCGGGGGUCACAUCCUUAUCGAAACGGCUAUCUAUUUUGUUCGGCAUCCGAAGACACCACAAUCAAAUUGGCUGUUUUUGAAAGAGAGAGCGGAAUUAUUAAAAACUUUUGGACUCAACGGAAGCAUACCUCAGGUUUACAACGUUGCAAGUUUAUUAGUGACAAAUACAUGAUAUCUUCAGCGGCCAGAGAAGAAUUGUAUUUGUGGGAAUUGAACACUCAGUUCUCCACUGGUCCCUAUAUGAAUCUGUUGAAAGAGCUACCUCCUUCCUCAAAGAAUCCGGAUCUGCGGAUAAUGGAUUUUGACUAUAAGAUGUUGGAUAAUGGUAAUUUUCUAUUGGCAACUGUUUAUUCGGACUCGGCGAUCAAAGUGUGGAUUUACAACAGCAAGACAAAUGAGUUCAAUCUUCUCAUACAGGGCAGAUACGAAACCUGCUGCUUACUUAAUGUCGCACUAAUACAUUUACAUGAGAGAGACAUUCUAUUAGUUGGUCCAACAGACGGGCACCUGGUUUACUGGGAUAUCAGCAAAUAUAGUCUCUUCCACUUCUCAGAAGUUGCCAAUGACCAGGAGGGAGCUGAAGAGAGCCACCUGUUGCCGAAAUACGAUGGAAGAAUUUUAGUUCACAAAGCUGGUAUCAAGGACCUUGCUGUUCGGGUUACCUCUGGAGCAUGCUUUAAAGCGUAUACUGUUGGUGACGAUAACGCUGUUGCUAUUAGCACAUUUUCAUUAAACACAGCUGGAUUUGUUAGUGGCGCAGUUAGUUGUCUCGAAGACCGUGGUGGUGCUUCGACUAUCACCUCCUUGGAUCUAAUAGAACAGAGUGAUAAGUUGAUUACUACAUCAGUAGACCAGAAUGUGAGAGUAUACGAUAUUUCUUCUGAUGGAUUAAUUUUGGAAUUAAAAACUUAUACAACCAUUGCCGACACGGGCUGCUCUGCUGUUCUUAACGAAUCUGAUAAAGCCUUUCUUCUCAUAGGUGGUGUUGGUCUUUCAGUCGCGAAACUAACAAAACUUCGUUAG
Lachancea fermentati is the source of this 2985-nucleotide messenger RNA. Lineage: Eukaryota; Fungi; Ascomycota; Saccharomycetes; Saccharomycetales; Saccharomycetaceae. The record is from the annotation of a GenBank genome assembly.